Molecule: messenger RNA, 2130 nt
Organism: Castor canadensis (American beaver)
Lineage: Eukaryota; Metazoa; Chordata; Mammalia; Rodentia; Castoridae
Source: RefSeq, a predicted model, not a curated record
CCGGCAGGUCUGGUCCCGCGGACCGAGCUCCUGGCUCGGGCAGAGCCCAGCUGUGGGGCAGCCAUGAGCCUGGUGGCUUGUGAAUGCCUGCCUGGCCCAGGCCUGGAACCUGAGCCCUGCUCACGAGCACGAUCCCAGGCCGCUGUGUACCUGGAGCAGAUUCGCAACCGGGUAGCUAUAGGAACACCUGACAUGACGAAGCGUGACUACCUGGUGGACGCGGCCACGCAGAUCCGGCUGGCCCUGGAGCGCGAUGUCAGUGAAGACUACGAAGCAGCCUUCAACCACUACCAGAAUGGUGUGGACGUACUGCUUCGAGGCAUGCAUGUUGACCCCAACAAGGAGAGAUGUGAGGCAGUAAAGCUGAAAAUUACCAAAUACCUGCAGCGGGCAGAGGAGAUCUUCAACUGCCACUUGCAACGGACGCUAGGCAGCGGAGUCAGCCCUGACACGGGAUUCAGUAGCUUGAGGCUUCGGCCCAUCCGCACACUGAGCUCUGCCCUGGAACAGCUGAGGGGCUGCAGGGUGGUUGGGGUCAUCGAAAAGGUGCAGCUGGUCCAGGACCCAGCAACCAGAGGGACUUUCGUGGUGAAGAGCCUGCCCAGGUGCCAUACGGUGAGCCGAGAGCGGCAGACCAUUAUCCCACACGGGGUUCCCUACAUGACAAAGCUUCUUCGGUACUUUGUGAGUGAGGAUUCCAUCUUCUUGCAUCUGGAGCAUGUGCAAGGAGGCACUCUCUGGUCCCACCUGCUCUCCCAAGCACGCCCUCAAUAUCCUGGGCUCAGCUCUGGCUCCACCCAGAAGUCGAAGACCCAGUGCAACACCCACCUCAGCGUCCUGACUCCUGCGUGGCACCCCAUGGGCUACACUGUGCGGACUUCUCAGAGCCUUCUCCCAUCCCUCACACCUCAGAGUGAGGCUGAUAGUGAACCUGCAGCCAGGACCAGUACUUCCUGUUCCUUGGACCUCAUAAAGGCCCCAAGUGUCCAUCUUCAAGCCAGGAGAGCUGGCCAGAGCUCAGACCCUGGGCCUCCUCAGAGGCUCUCUUGGGUUCGUGAGGGGGCCAGCCGGGUGCUGGGGGGCUGUGGCCGACACAGAGCUCAGAGCCCCCCAUCAGACAGGGCCAGCUGGGGAUGUGGUGGAGCUGUAUGGAGUGUGAAGGAGGAGCAGGUGAAGCAGUGGGCAGCUGAGAUGCUGGUGGCACUGGAGGCAUUACAUGAGCAGGGGGUGCUGUGCCGGGACCUCAAUCCCCGGAACCUGCUCCUGGACCAGGCAGGUCAUAUCCGGCUCACAUAUUUUGGCCAGUGGUCAGAAGUGGAGCCCCAGUACAGCAGGGAGGCUGCAGACCACCUUUACAGUGCCCCAGAAGUGGGGGGGAUUUCUGAGCUGACUGAAGCUUGUGACUGGUGGAGUUUUGGGUCAUUACUGUAUGAGCUGCUGACAGGAACGGCAUUGUCCCAGAACCACCCUUCAGGGUUCCAAGCCCACACCCAGCUUCAGCUGCCGGAGUGGCUCAGUCACCCAGCAGCCUGUCUACUGACUGAGCUGCUGCAGUUCAAUCCUGAGCGGCGCCUGGGUGUUGGAGGGGGCGGCACCAGCAAACUCAAGUCCCACCCCUUUUUCAGUACUAUCCAGUGGAGCGACUGGCAGGGUAAGAGGGGUGGGCAAAGUGGGCAUGGAAGCAGCUGGCCUGUGCUGGAUGUCCUGUCUCUGCCUGUCACCCAGGGCUGGCCCCUCUCAUCAAUGGGCUUCAGGAGAAGAAUGUAGAACAGCUGGCUUUCCUGGUCGGGUCUCAGAAGCAAUGACUUCCACUGUCCUUGGAGAAGCUGCCCACUGGAGAGGAGAGGGGUGGCAAGGCCCACCUUACUAAACAGUUGAACACCCUUCCAUUGAUAGUCAAUAGACACCUGUUGAGGGCAUUCCUUGUACCCCUAACACAGGUUAAAGGGUACCUUCUGAAAUACUGACCACCUGCUGAGCCGACAGUGUGUGUAGUGACAGUCAUGCUGUGCCCCACUUGGGACAUCUCUGGAGAUUCAUCUCAGGAUACUUAUCACUGGCUCUGUGGACAUAAGUCAGAGCUGUCCUGGCUAUCUGUCUUAAGUAACACAACCAGUGGGCUACUUUCAC